CCGCGAGGAAAAAUCUGCCUCCGGAGCCUCCGCCGCGGACGCCCCUGACCCCCUCGCCGCCAACUACGGUGAUGUCCCACUCGAGGACCUCCAGUCGAAGGCCGUCUCGGGCCGAAAAUGGAUCGAGAUCGCGAAUUUGAACGAGGAGUUGAAGGGCCAGAACGUGCUGAUUCGGGGGCAAGCUCAUGCGAUCCGCAGUGUGAGCAAGAAAAUGGCGUUUUUGGUUGUUAGAGAGCGGGGAUUCACUGUGCAGUGCGUGCUCUCUGUUGCUCCGGACGUGGUUAGUCUCCAGAUGGUGAAGUUCGCCACUGGGUUGAGCAAAGAGUCGUAUGUCGAUGUCGAAGGGACUAUCUCUGUUCCUAAGGAUCCCAUUAUAGGUGCUUCUCAGCAGCAGGUGGAAAUUCAAGUGAAGAAGCUUUACUGCAUCAGCAAGGCGGUUCCUGCCUUACCUAUUAACAUUGACGAUGCUGCACGCGGUGAAAUUGAAAUUGAAAAGGCUUUACAGGCUGGAAAACAGCCUGUUCGUGUCAAUCAAGAUACCCGUUUGAAUUUCAGGGUUCUUGACCUGUGUACUCCUGCUAACCAAGGAAUAUUUCGUGUUCAGUGCCAAGUUGAAAAUAUAUUCAGGCAGUUCUUGCUAGCUGAUGGCUUUGUUGGGAUUCAUACCCCAAAGUUGAUAGGAGGCUCCAGUGAGGGUGGCUCAGCUGUUUUUAAGCUGGACUACAAAGGCCAACCUGCAUGUCUGGCACAGUCACCUCAGCGUCACAAGCAACUGGCAGUUUGUGGUGAUUGUCGAGUUUUUGAAAUAGGUCCUGUUUUCAGAGCAGAGGACUCCUACACCAGACACUUAUGUGAGUUUACAGGUCUUGAUGUUGAAAUGGAAAUUAAGGAGAACUACUCUGAGGUGAUGGAUAUUGUGGAUCGGUUAUUUGUUGCAAUGUUUGAUAGUUUGAAUGAGAAAUGUCAGAAAGAGCUUGAAGCCAUUGGGAAACAGUAUCCAUUUGAGCCUUUGAAGUACUUGAGAAAGACUUUACGACUUACAUUUCAAGAGGGGGUUCAAAUGCUAAAGGAAGCUGGUGUUGAAAUUGAUCCUUUAGGGGACCUGAACACAGAAUCAGAGAGAAAGCUUGGCCAGCUUGUUUUGGAGAAGUAUGGGACUGAGUUCUAUAUACUCCAUCGCUAUCCGUUGGCUGUCCGACCAUUCUAUACCAUGCCUUGCAGUGAUGAUCCAGCUUAUAGUAAUUCAUUUGAUGUCUUCAUUCGAGGGGAGGAGAUAAUCUCUGGAGCUCAACGUGUCCACGUACCCGAAUUCUUGGCAACACGUGCAGAAGCCUGUGGAAUUGAUGUCAAAACUAUAUCAACAUAUAUUGAUUCUUUUGGGUAUGGUGCACCUCUGCAUGGUGGAUUUGGUGUGGGAUUGGAGCGUGUGGUGAUGCUCUUUUGUGCCCUAAACAACAUCCGCAAAACAUCACUCUUCCCUCGUGACCCUCUCAGGAUUGCUCCAUGACAUUUUAUUCUAGUAGCGUGUUCUGCCUGACUCUUUUUUGUCACCAAGAUUGUUUCCUCUGGAUGUUAUUUUGUUGGAAAUGUCUUACCAGAUAAAAUUUACUAGUUUUUCACUGGAAAAAGUAACAUUUACAUACAUCCCAAAAUUGUUCAUCUUCAUUAUUAUAUACGCAUGUUGUCCAAUUGCAUUGCAUGUGAUCAUUUGUUGUGCUGUGCAGUUUUUUCUGUUUCUAUUUUCCUCAUUGAUUUACACCUAAGAAGUUAUGUCAUGCUCAUAUCAAAAUAAAACCUAAAAAAAUGUUAUUAGGUCCUGAACUAGGCUACUUGUAUCAAUUACGUUGUCCCUCAAGUGCAUAAUUUCCUAAUUCUUUGAACAAGAACUUCCUACUUUAGUUAUUUAUUUUCUUCAAUUGUUAAAUGAAACUUUGUGACAAAUGAUGGUAUCAAUAUUACCAUCAUUUUUACUGCAUCCGUCCCAUAUUAAUAGUCGCUUUUGAAAAUUUUAAACUUUUUAAAGAAAUAUAACCAUUACAUUUUGAAUUCAAAAUUUAAAGGGUUAAUUUCAAAAAUAUCUUUCUAUUCUUAUUGUUAAAUAUAUUUAUAAUGCAAUUGAAGGCCUUGUCAUGAUUAUGGCAUCGACAAAUGCCAAAUUCCUUAAUUGCAUUACUCAAAACUUCCAGCGUCUAGCAGGUAGCUGAGAAUCUUUACCGUUGGUUUUGAAUUUGGAUCGCAUUUAGAUUUGCUUGGGUUAUAUUUUGAUUCAGAGUAAUUAAUGUCAGUUUCAGUGGGCAGAUAUUCAUUGUGAAACAGAGUAGAGGUUUCAUCAAUUGUGAAGACUAUGGAUAGAGUUUACAAUUUUGUUAGUACUUCAGAUAAUCAUUGUUUGGCUACAGUUGGCUUCAAGCGGAUGCUUAAUCAGUGUGGCAAAUUUGGGCAAAGGGUUUAUCAAAAGCAGCCGAUUUGUCCAUACAAAAGUUAAAUAUUUUACUCCAACCUAUAUUAUGCCUUUUUAAAAUUCAUUAUAUUUUGAAGAAUUCCUCCCUAAAUCUAUCACAAUGUACUUAAAAUUUCACACGAGAGAGAGGGAAUACUUGAAAUUUCUUGCAGAAAAAUAGUAUAUUCAAAACUUUA
Camellia sinensis is the source of this 2637-nucleotide messenger RNA. NCBI's taxonomy places the organism in Eukaryota, Viridiplantae, Streptophyta, Magnoliopsida, Ericales, Theaceae. The record is from RefSeq and is a predicted model, not a curated record.